UUGGAUUCAGUUCCAUUGAUUAACAACUGGAUAAUGGAAGACGUGUCAGGCAGAGCCUCUACCCUUUCCUCCUUCGCGAUUUGGUUCGAUUACGAGUGGGUUUCACUUUCACUAAGAACUACGACCGAACAAUUAAACAUAUAUAAGAAAUUCAGAGAUUAAAGUUCCCAAGAUUCCAAUCAAAGUCUAACCGACGGAUUCAGUCAAUUAGCUACCGUUCUAUUCAGUCAAUGUUAGUUGCUGCGUAUGAUAAUCAAACGAACCAAAACUCAAAUCAAAAGCCUGUCUUUGGUGGUGAUCUUCCAGAACGCACUCAAGAAACUUGACCCGACAAGUCCAGAAUUCAGAAGCUUCCUUCCAAGACAAACCUCGGCCUUGCACCAUUUGAUGCAAUCCCCAACCCUGUUCUCCAUUGCUUCCAAAUAUGGCUACCCCAUUUCUGGCUGGACUUGCAGUCGCUGCGACAGCUCUAGCCGGUAGAUAUGGAAUUCAGGCUUGGCAAGCGUUUAAGGCACGUUCGCCAAAAUCUAGAACCCGAAAGUUUUAUGAAGGUGGCUUUCAACCUAAAAUGACCAGAAGGGAAGCAGCUCUUAUCCUGGGCAUUAGAGAAAAUGUAACUGCAGACAAAGUUAAGGAAGCACAUCGAAAGGUUAUGGUAGCAAACCAUCCUGAUGCCGGUGGUAGCCACUAUCUUGCUUCUAAAAUCAAUGAAGCGAAAGACGUCAUGCUUGGGAAAAAAAGAGACAGUGGAUCCCCAUUUUGACGCAGUUGAUGAUUCUUGAUGAGCAUUGGCAAUGUUCAUUCCUCAGAGCUUUACUGUCUUAAUGUUUUUUGAUAUGCAUAUGGCAAGAAAGGCAAAUCUUAUGCGGGAAUCAACACCAGCAAUACAUUGAUUCCCUUGUCUCAGACAUCGAAGGUUUCAAGUUUUGACCUACUUGCACUACCCCUAUGGCUGGUGAAAGCUCUAGAAAGUAGAAACUGUAACAGACACAUGUCUAUAGUUCCCUUUCAUUUGAUUAUAGGUACAAUAAAUUGUGAUGGAGUUAAAAUGACCCAAGCUUGAGGGUUUUAGAUUUAACAUGUGACACCAUUUUUGUCGACUGUAACUUGAAUUUGAUCUGGAUCAUUUGUUGGGAUUCAUUUGUUUGCUUUGCACUUGGCAUAUUUCAUGACCGGAGCCACAUAUAUAACAUGGGCUCAACUUAAA
Molecule: messenger RNA, 1207 nt
Organism: Coffea arabica (coffee)
Lineage: Eukaryota; Viridiplantae; Streptophyta; Magnoliopsida; Gentianales; Rubiaceae
Product: mitochondrial import inner membrane translocase subunit TIM14-1
Biological process (GO): protein import into mitochondrial matrix
Cellular component (GO): PAM complex, Tim23 associated import motor
Molecular function (GO): ATPase activator activity
Source: RefSeq, a predicted model, not a curated record